Molecule: messenger RNA, 900 nt
Organism: Clarias gariepinus (North African catfish)
Lineage: Eukaryota; Metazoa; Chordata; Actinopteri; Siluriformes; Clariidae
Product: leukotriene B4 receptor 1-like
Exons: 1
Coding region: 10-900 (296 amino acids)
Biological process (GO): G protein-coupled receptor signaling pathway; immune response
Cellular component (GO): membrane
Molecular function (GO): G protein-coupled receptor activity
Source: RefSeq, a predicted model, not a curated record
AAUUUAAUCAUGCAGCAACUCAACUCAUCAAAUGGCUUGCUCACCGCUACUGUCUCAACUGAAAUCCUGUUUGGCAGCACUGUACUGUCAGUUUGCUUCAUACUGGGAGUCCCUGCCAACAUAGCAGUAAUUAUACGUCUUACUGGAUGGGCCAAGGAAGGCAGUUUCACCCCGAGACUGAUGCUAAACCUGGCCAUAUCAGAUCUGCUCACUCUGCUUUCUCUGCCGGUGUGGAUUUGGGCUCUACUUCAUGGCUGGGUCUUUGGCUUGGUCCUGUGUAAACUUCUUUCCUAUUUGGUGUACUUAAGCCUGUACUGCAGCACUCUGUGUGUGAUUUUGAUGAGUGUCCAGAGAUACCUGCAAGUUCUACAUCCAGACAAAUGGAACAAGCUUGGCAGAAAAGGAAAGAAGAUUCUCCUGAGUGGGAUGUGGAUGUUAAGCGGAGUAUUAUCUUGCUAUGCUCCCGUACAGCGCACUGUAAACCAAGGCAGGGAGGAAUACCUUCAGUGCAGUCUAUGCUAUAGUAACGAUGCAGAAAGAGUGGCUACUUCAAUAUGGGAGAUUAUACUAUUUGUCCUUUUGUUCCCCACGCUGAUUUACUUCUACUUUCAUCUUUACCAGGGAGUUAAUACGUCAGCUUUCUUCAGCAGUCGCUCAUUGACAAAACUGGUGACCAGAAUUGUUGCGUGUUUCUUUAUUUUUUGGAUCCCGUUUUACAUCUCCAACAUUGUGAUCAUCACUGCUGUGUUGCUGAAGAAUAACAAGCUUUUAGAAUUUGCAGAAUCUGGUCAGACUAUUACUACAGCUCUGACUUUCAUUAACAGUUGUGUGAACCCCUUCCUUUAUGCCUUUUCUGCUCGGGCUCCACGACAGCAAGCAGCUGGAACAGAAAAUGCUUAG